CCUCGCCCCAUUGUCCUUAGACAAAGCGGUCGCCGCCCCCCUCCCGGCCCCCGGGUCUUCGUCCCUCCUCCUCGGCUCCCACCUCCCUCCUUCCAAGUCUCGGGAUCCUCCUCUCUCUCCUCCUCUUCCUCCCUCCCGACGCCGGGCUGCUCCGCAUCUCCACCCGGGACCCCCGAGGCGUUGUGCCCCGUCCUUACCUUGAAGGGCCAUGACCACCAUUCCAGACUGGAAGCUACAGCUGCUAGCCCGGCGCAGGCAGGAAGAGGCAGCGGUUCGCGGGCGAGAAAAGGCUGAGCGGGAUCGCCUGUCCCAGAUGCCAGCCUGGAAGCGGGGACUCCUGGAGCGCCGCAGGGCCAAGUUGGGCCUGCCUUCUGGAGAGCCGAGCCCUGUGCCUGGAACUGCAGAGGCUGGACCCCCAGACCCAGACGAGCCUGCUGUCCUUCUGGAGGCCAUUGGACCGGUACACCAGAACCGAUUCAUCCGGCAGGAACGACAACAGCAACAGCAGAGGAAUGAGGAGCUGCUUGUGGAGAGAAAGCCUGGGCCUUUGGAGGCCCGUGAGCGGAGAUCCAGCCCUGGGGAUUCCAGAGAUCAGAGUCCCAAGGGAAGAGACCCAAAAGAGGAAAGGCUAAGUCCCAGGGAGGCCAGAGAGAGGAGGCUGGGGGCAGGGGGAGCCCAAGACUCAACUCCCAGGCAUUUGGAGACUCGAGACUGGAGGCAAAGCCCUGGAGAGGCUGGAGACUGGACAUCGAGAUUGUCAGAGGCUCGGAAAUGGAGACUGAGCCCUGGGGAAACUCCAGAGCGGAGUCUGAGACCAGCAGAGCCUGGAGAACAAAGUCCCAGAAGAGAAGUGGUAGAAAGUAGAUUCAGCAGCCCUGAGGAGUUUGGUGGUCAGAAGCUGGGCCUGACAGAGGCCCAUAAGUGGAGGCCGGACUCCAGAGAGUCUGGGGACCAGAGUUCCGGACAGGUGGAGUCAUCUGAGUGGAGACUGAGCUCAAGACAAGAAAGACGAGACUGCUUGGAGGAAUGUGGGAGAAAAGAAGAGAGGCCAAGUCCAGGGAUGGCCCCAGAAGAGUCUGCUGGGCUGUCAGAAACCCAGGCAAGGGACACUCAAGACACCAUCUCCAUAGGAGUGGAGGCCACCAUGCAGAGGCCCAGCCCUGUGGAGGAUGGAGAGAGGGGCUUGAAGCUGACAGAAGGGUGGAAAUGGACCCUGAACUCUGGGAAGGCCCGAGAAUGGACACUCAGGGACAUGGAGAUGCAGACUCAGAAACCCAAUUCUCCAGAGUCUGCAGAGAAGCGCUUGGGACCUUCAGGUGUGGAGGCUGAAGGAGAGGCUGAGAAAGAGGAGGCGGGGGUUCAGAGCUGGCCUCUGAGAGCCCUGCAGAACCACAGCUCCGUUCCUCCCCUCCUCCCACCAGAGGACGCUGGGCCUCGGCAGGAAGAGGAAGAAGCUGAACCCCAACCCCCAUCACCAGCCACUUUCUCUCCCCCAGCCCCAUCUGCCCCCCAGCCCCCUGGGGAUCCCCUCAUGAGCCGCCUGUUCUAUGGGGUGAAAGCAGGGCCGGGGGUGGGGGGCCCCCGCCGCAGUGGACACACCUUCACUGUCAACCCGAGGAGGUCUGCCCCUGCAAACCUAGCACCUCCAGCCACAGCUGAUGCUGCAGCCACCGGGGCUGGGAAGAAACGGUACCCGACUGCCGAGGAAAUCUUGGUUCUGGGGGGCUACCUCCGUCUCAGCCGCAGCUGCCUGGUCAAGGGGUCCCCCGAAAGACACCACAAACAGCUCAAGAUCUCCUUCAGUGAGACAGCCCUGGAGACCACCUACCAAUACCCCUCAGAGAGCUCGGUACUGGAGGAGCUGGGCCCGGAGCCCGAGGCCCCCAGUGCCCUCAGCCCCCCAGCGACCCAGCCCGACGAUGAAGAGGAUGAGGAGGAUCUGCUGCUGCUGCAGCGCGAGCUCCAGGGAGGGCUGCGCACCAAGGCCCUAAUCGUGGAUGAGUCCUGCCGGCGGUGACCAUCCUCCACUGUGGGCACAUAUCUCCCUCUCCUUCCCUCCCUCCCAUAACUGAAGAUCCUGGACGCUGGAUGACUCGGAGUUCACAGACCCUGGAAAUGAGCCUGGCAGGGAAGAGUGACCAACAGCUUCUGCACUUUCCCCAUUCCAUUUCUAGGGACAGAGCCAACUAUCCAAGUUCCAUUCAUGACCCCUGGUGUGGAUGUGGUCAAAUGGGAGGAACAUCUUAGGUGAUCCAAGAUUGAGCACCACAUUCUGGGAGGCGCACAGGACUCAUUUGGGGUGGCGAUAAAGCACCCCCACCUCUAUGACUGGGUACAUCCUCCACAGACUUCCUUGGCUCCCCACCACUCCCUCGGGGACCCUCAGGAUUUAAGCACUUGUCUCCCUGGGAGGGUUAAAUCCCACUCUAUUUACAGACACCAUCCCUCCAUCGCCACUCCUUUGUUUACAACUCCUGCCUCCUCUCCACAGCCUGGUUUACAUGCCUGCCAGCUCCCUACCCCACCUGCCAAAGUCCCAGGUUUAUAAGCCAGGCUGAGUUCAAAUCUCUUUUGUUUGUUUCAUUGGGAGUGUCCUGGGGGGAGAUGCCUCCCUCUACCUUUGCUCAGUAUUACUGUGCCUCAGUUUCCCACAACAGGGAAGGCUGGGAAUCCUAACCCUGUACUCCACGACAGUUAUUUAAUUUUCUCCUUGUUAAUUCACAAUUCACUUGAAUUGCAGUGAUGUGGGAACUAAGGAGGUAUUUUACCUCCCCCAUAUCUCCUUUUUCAGUUGCCUAAUUUGUUUUGUAACUUUCCAUAAUAAAAUGGAGCUCUUUCCAACUCUC
Jaculus jaculus (lesser Egyptian jerboa) is the source of this 2846-nucleotide messenger RNA. RefSeq names its product protein phosphatase 1 regulatory subunit 18 (gene Ppp1r18). Lineage: Eukaryota; Metazoa; Chordata; Mammalia; Rodentia; Dipodidae. Gene Ontology annotation, molecular function: phosphatase binding. The coding region runs from base 209 to 2017 and encodes 602 amino acids. The transcript has 4 exons. The record is from RefSeq and is a predicted model, not a curated record.